AACGCUGGAGACCUGCAGGGACAGGAAGCGGUGGGGGGUACUAGGGACACAGACUGGGGACACCGUUAGUACACACACACACACACACACACACACACACACACACACACACACUGUACUUAUCUAUGUAAGUUGAUUGACUGGCUAUAAUCAUAAGAGAAAGGCAGGGCCAUGGGUUGAAAGCAGAGCAGGAAAAGGAUAUUUCCCCAAGACCCUGCUCUCCUGAGGGCUGCCCCUAAGGCUAGGAGGAGAAGGAGGCUGGGGAAACGAGACCUGCCAGUCACUGGUGAAGCCAGGGCUGGUUUCUGUACUGACUCUCUCAAUGAGACAUCUGUACAAGGCAGGGGCUCCAGAGCGGUGAGGGGUAGCAUGAGGAUCAACCCUUCAACAUCCUUCCCUCCUCACCCCUGCGUCCCAUCUCUACUUUUGGUGAUCAAAUCCCACAGGAAGGGGCUACUCUUCUUUAUGGUCUAGGGGUUGUGGGGAGAACUUGCGGGGGGACUGGAAUCUGACAUGGGGCGCUUAAGUUUAAUGCUGUGAUUUCCAGGGGCUGACGUGUGCCUGGGGAUUCCCCAGGCUGAGCUCCAGGCCUGAUGGAGAAUCAGGUUGGGAGGACAGGAAUGGGACAGUGAAAAUGGCAUUUCCCUCUAGAGACUGCCUGCUGCCUGAUGCCAACCCUGGCUCAGAUGCUUCCGGUCACUGGCCUUGGUUUCCUCAUUUGUGUAGCAAAGGAGGGUGUGUGGCUUGCCAGCUCGGGGCUUCCUGUGAGCAGAACCUGCUUGCUACAUAAUUUGUGGGGCCCAGUGUGAAUGAAAAUGUAGUCCCCUUAAAACAACAACAACAACAAAAAACCGAUUAGGACUCUCAAGACAGCAGCCGUAGAGUCAUCUGGAGACAGUUUCUGUCUGGCCAUGGCCCUACUAUGCCUGGGCCAGGACCCCUGGAGUCUCCUGGGAGUUUUCUUCUUCAGACUGCUCCUGCUGCUGUCACUAGGACCUGCUGCGGGCACUGGUGGCCAGGGGCCCAUGCCCAGAGUCAAAUACCAUUCAGGAGAUGGGCACAGGGCCCUCAGCUUCUUCCACCAAAAAGGCCUCCAAGACUUUGACGCGCUGCUCCUGAGUGCCGAUGGCGACACUCUGUAUGUGGGGGCUCGAGAGGCCAUCCUGGCCUUGAAUAUCCAGAACCCAGGAAUCCCCAGGCUGAGGAACAUGAUACCCUGGCCAGCCAGUGAGAGGAAAAAGAGCGAAUGCACCUUGAAGAAGAAGAGCAACGAGACGCAGUGUUUCAACUUCAUCCGUGUCCUGGUCUCCUUCAACGCCACCCACCUCUACACCUGUGGGACCUUUGCCUUCAGCCCUGCAUGUGCCUUUCUUGAACUCGAAGAUUCCUCCCUGCUGCCCAUCUUAAAGGACAAGAUCAUGGAUGGGAAGGGCCAAAGCCCCUUUGACCCUGUUCACAAACACACAGCUGUCUUGGUCGAUGGGAUGCUCUAUUCUGGCACCAUGAACAACUUCCUGGGCAGCGAGCCCAUCCUGAUGCGCACGCUGGGAUCCCAGCCUGUUCUCAAGACUGAUGUCUUCCUACGCUGGCUGCACCCGGAUGCCUCCUUCGUGGCAGCCAUUCCAUCUACACAGGUCGUCUAUUUUUUCUUCGAGGAGACAGCCAGCGAAUUUGAGUUCUUUGAGGAGCUGUACACAUCCAGGGUGGCUCAAGUCUGCAAGAACGACGUGGGUGGGGAAAAGCUGCUGCAGAAGAAGUGGACCACCUUCCUGAAGGCCCAAUUGCUCUGCGCCCAGCCAGGUCAGCUGCCAUUCAACAUCAUCCGCCACGCAGUCCUGCUGCCCGCCGAUUCUCCCUCAGAUUCCCGCAUCUAUGCAGUCUUUACCUCCCAGUGGCAGGUCGGUGAGACCAGGAGCUCAGCGGUCUGUGCCUUCUCCCUUGCGGACAUUGAGCGAGUCUUUAAAGGAAAGUUCAAGGAGCUGAACAAGGAAACUUCCCGAUGGACCACUUACAGGGGCCCGGAGGCCAACCCGAGGCCAGGCAGCUGCUCCAUGGGCCCGUCCUCCGACAAAGCCUUGACCUUCAUGAAGGACCAUUUUCUGAUGGACGAGCACGUUGUAGGAAGGCCCCUGCUGGUGAAGUCUGGUGUGGAGUACACACAGCUUGCAGUGGAAUCGGCUCAGGGUCUUGAUGGAAGCAGCCAUGUGGUCAUGUACCUGGGCACAUCCACGGGGUCCUUGCACAAGGCUGUGGUACCUGAGAGCAGCAGUGCUUACCUUGUGGAGGAGAUCCAGCUGAGCCCUGAGCCUGAGCCUGUCCGAAACCUGCAGCUGGCCCCCACCCAAGGUGCAGUGUUCGCAGGCUUCUCAGGAGGCGUCUGGAGAGUUCCCCGGGCCAACUGCAAUGUCUAUAAGAGUUGUGUGGAAUGUGUCCUUGCCAGGGACCCCCACUGUGCCUGGGACCUUGAGUCAAGAACCUGCAGCCUUCUGUCUGGCUCCAGCUCCACCCUGAAUUCCUGGAAGCAGGACAUGGAGCGAGGCAACCCAGAAUGGGCAUGCACCCGCGGUCCCAUGGCCAGGAGCCCCCGGCGCCAGAGCCCCCCUCAACUUAUUAAAGAAGUCCUGGCAGUGCCCAACUCCAUCCUGGAGCUGCCCUGCCCCCAGCUGUCAGCACUGGCGGCUUACCACUGGAGUCACGGCAGGGCCACCGUCCCAGAAGCCUCCUCGACUGUCUACAAUGGCUCCCUCCUGCUGCUGCCUCAGGAUGGUGUUGGGGGCCUGUACCAGUGUGUGGCCACUGAGAACGGCUACUCAUACCCUGUGGUCUCCUACUGGGUGGACAGCCAAGACCAGCCCCUGGCCCUGGAUCCUGAGCUCGCCGGUGUUCCCCGGGAACGAGUGCAAGUCCCGCUGACCAGGGUCGGGGGUGGAGUUUCCCUGGCUGCUCAGCGGUCCUACUGGCCCCAUUUUCUCAUUGUCACUGUCCUUCUGGCCAUCGUGCUCUUAGGAACACUCACUCUCCUCCUUGCCUCCCCGCUGGGAGCACUCCGGGCUAGGGGCAAGGUUCAGGGCUGUGGGACACUACCCCCCAGGGAAAAGGCCCCGUUGAGCAGGGAACAGCAUCUCCAGCCCUCCAAGGACUACAGGACCUCUGGCAGUGAUGUCGAUGCUGACAACAACCAUCUAGGCACUGAAGUGGCUUAAUCCAGGGGCACAGAUGGGAGCUGAGCAGAGCAAGCCCCUGGCCAUGCUGCCUGGGUCCGGUACAGUGCGCUGUGGUUAGGGUGGGAGGCUCUCCUGUUACUGUGUAUCACCUACAGCACCCAGGAGAGCCUCACAGCACUCAGGAGGGCCUCCCCUAUGGGACUCUUUUCCGUAAGCACAUGGCCUGUCUCCACACCUGCAUCUGUGCUGGGACAGGAAGAGCCAGACAGGAUUCUUCAGUUUUGGUCAACCAACCCCAAGAGCUCCAGGAGACCCUGAAAGGUGUGGCUGUCCAGGAUUCUGUGCUGACAGACCCGAGCAUCUGAGCAAGCUGGAGGCUGUUCCUGCAACGCCAUCCUGGAAGAUGCCACUCUGGAAGCAGCUGCUGUUUUGAGCACCACCACCCCCCAUUGUCCUAGGGUCUCCAAGAUUGUACUUCCCUUACCAAUCAUGCCCUACUGUUUGGGAAGUCUUUUCUGAAGUUUGACCACCUUCCUCCUUGCUUCAGUUUGGACUGGUUGUUAUGUCUCUGGCCUGGCUAGAAUGACAGGCAUAAUCUGAGCCUUGUUCACUUGUCUAGUGUGGCUGACCCCUUGAAUUCUUCCUUCCUCGUCCCUGUGUUUUGACUCAGAAAACUGCUUGUCACAGACGAUUUAUUUUUUAUUAAAAAAGAUAUAAGCUUUAAACAAA
Messenger RNA from Onychomys torridus (southern grasshopper mouse), 3893 nucleotides. It is a transcript of the gene Sema4a, whose product is annotated as semaphorin 4A. Gene Ontology annotation, molecular function: chemorepellent activity; semaphorin receptor binding. Gene Ontology annotation, biological process: axon guidance; positive regulation of cell migration; negative regulation of axon extension involved in axon guidance. Bases 912 to 3203 code for a protein of 763 amino acids. The transcript is spliced from 15 exons. The record is from RefSeq and is a predicted model, not a curated record. Lineage: Eukaryota; Metazoa; Chordata; Mammalia; Rodentia; Cricetidae.